Messenger RNA from Diabrotica balteata, 1431 nucleotides. The record is from the annotation of a GenBank genome assembly. NCBI's taxonomy places the organism in Eukaryota, Metazoa, Arthropoda, Insecta, Coleoptera, Chrysomelidae.
AUGAAUAAUACAGAAGUACAUGAUACAGUGCAAGCGGCUAAUAUAUACCUUAGCCGAUUAAAAUAUUUAAAUAGCGAAUUGGACCACGCAAUGAAACAAAUUCUAAGUACAUUUGAAGAAACAGAAGCCAAUGUCAGCAAAACUUUUUGUAACUUUAAAGAAGUUUUUAUUGAAGCCCUUAAUAAAAGAGAAAAGUUCCUCUUGGACAAAGCCAAAAAGACAAAAAUUGAAGCCCUGGCUCCUCUAAGAGAAUGCCGCAGUAUGAUUUUAGAUAAAAUUGAAUCUACAGUUAAAUUAAUUAAUACGGGCUCUGCAAUAAUUAGCUCGGAAUUUAAAAACAUUGAAAUAUUUUCAAAAAAUGCAAGCUUAUUGGGAACUCUUCCUGAAGUUCCGGAGCUGAAAGAAGUGCCUUAUAUAAGUUUUAGUUAUGAACCAUCCCUAGAAAUUGAAAUAGUGGAUAAAUUGUCAGAGCUAGGAGAUAUUUAUAAGAUUCCUCCAGUACAGUUUUAUUUCUCCAACCAAAGACAAACUGGACCUAUAUUUUAUGUGGAGUCAACAAGAAUAACAAGAAAACUUGAUUCUGACACAGUUACAGAAAUUACUCCCAGAGAGAAAAAGAUAAUCCCUCUGCUAAAACAGUUGGUUAUAAAGCACAAAGGAAAUGGAAAAAGAAAUAAAGUUCGAAAAAUUGCUGAUUCUCUUGAAACUCCAGUACCAAGCAAAAAUACAAAUACAAAGAAACGUAAAGAGUCAUUGUCAUCAUCUGAUGCAAGUGAAACAGAAGUACCUUAUGCUGAGACUGAUGACAGUUCAUGGCAUGAACCAGUAGAAGAAGAGCUAGAACAACUAGAGGCCGCAGAAAACCACAAACUCCAGCAGGGGAAAUUUAUAUUGGUAAAUUCAAGGCUGACAACAUCUUACAGAUAUCUUUGUAUGAUUGAAGAUAUUGAUUGGGAUGAAAAUGAAAUUAAGAUAGCUGAAUUAACAGAAAAACCUGGAGCAGUUUUAGUAGAAUGGAAAGUUGUGGUUGAUAAUGAAGAAAAGGUGACUGAUAUAGAAGAAUUUAGACUUCAAAAGGCACUAGGAAACGUGUACGAAGAUAAACAUUUAGUUGUCAAUUUUCACGAUACUUACAAGGGACUAGAUUACCAGUUCCUCCAAAAAGAUCUCAAAGCCAACGAACAGUAUUCCUUUAGAGUUUGUUGUAAAUUCGAAGGUACAACCGAGUGGUCUCCAUGGUCUCUGCCCCAAGUAGGUUCUACUAGUCUUAAACACUUUUCCUGGCAAUUUAGUCAAGAUUAUGAGUUAACAAAUGAAUUCAAAGUGGCCAAACCGAAAAGAGAUGACAUGGAUAUGUUGUAUUCAGAAGGUGCUCAAUUUUCCGCUGGACAUGCGAUUGAUUUUAUGGUGUUGACACAAUUAUUAGCAUAA